AUGUCGAAGCUUUCUGCGUCUACGCCUUUAAUCACAUCAGGUUUUUUUUUUAAAUUCUUCAAGAUUUAUCUUUUUUUGGGACCCAUUUUGAGCAAAUGGUUCUUUUUGGAAGGUUUAUAGUUGGGUCUUUGAAUAAGAAGGCUCUUUGAAAAAUUUUUUUAGAAGCCUUAUUCGCCCAAUGAGCUUUUUUAGAUACUAUAUUCUCCUUUUUCUUAAAAAAGACCAGUAAAUGAACUAUAAUUUUGGCGCCACAACGUUAUCAGGAGUAUAAAAAUCGCAACUCCGUGGCUAUCAAAAUAGUUGAUUCACCGCUGUGAUGAAAUAAAGGCCGAGAGAGCAUGAUAAAUGAAGAGACUGCAGAGAACAAGAGUAAUCUGAGUCUGCCCAGCUUUCAUGAUCUCUCAUUUCUGAAACGCCUUUAAAAUAUCUUUGAGUUGAUUUUAAAAAAAUAACAGUUAAUUCACCGCUAUAAUGAAACGAAGGCCGAGAGAACAUGAGGAUGAAGAGACUGCAGAGGAAAAGAGCAAUCUGCGUCUCUCAAACUUUCAUGGUCUCUUGCUUCUUCCAAAAGAGUAGCAACUUGAUUCUGAAAAACAAAAGUAAUUUAGCGAUAGAUUAGGCCACAACGUCGAGAAAGGGCAUAAACUGAAGAGGCAGCAGAGAAGAAAAUAAAGCUGCGUCUAUUCAUCUUUGAUUAUCUUUCGUUUCUGAAACGCUUUCCAAAAUGUAAAGCCGAUUUUUGAAAUGAAAAAAAGUUCAUACAACGUUAAGUUUGAUCGAAAUACCAAGAGAUCGUAGGAACUGAAGAGGCAUCAGAGAAAAAGAGAAAAAUUUGGGUCUCUCGAUCCUUCUCGUCUUUUUCUGAAGAGUUUAUUCGAAAAAAAAAUCCAUGAUUUACAAUAAAUGUAUUCUGGUCGCAGUUAGAACGCCUUGAGGCGUUGCGCUUAGAGUUUCCCAAACCGGUUUUGGUCGGGCGCAAGUUCAUAUAAACUGCUCUAUAGCCGUCACGCGUUAGGCCAUUUUUUGUGUGCUCCUUUGUCAACCGAAAACUUUGAGUAUUUCUAGAAUCGCCCCAAGAAGAAGCUACCCAUGAGAUUUACAACGUUAUCGACAGAUAUGAGAAGAAGGUUAACGUCUUGAAAUUUCAAAAUAUACUCUGAUUUUUCAGCUUUUAACCUUCUCAAAGCUUCGUAUCCGGGUCCAGAAUCAGUUUCCAGUGGGGGGAAAUAUGAACUGGAAAUAUUUUGGAAGUAUUGAAAUUUUUAAAGAGAUGCAGAAAAUGACGGCGUCGAUUCUGAGGAUGGAACUGGGUAAUUUUGACUUUUUUUCAUUCGGACUCCUAUAGUGACCACUUGAAAGAUUUCUCCAAUUUUUUUCACUUUGGAGCUUCAUCCUAGGACUGCUAAAGUGACCACUCAAACUAUCACGUGAUGUUUGGCAACUUUAGAGCUUGAUUCAGACUCCUACAAUGAUCACUCAAGGGGUUACUUGAAGUCUUCGGAGCUUCAUUUGGGCUACUAUAGUGACCACUCAAAUGUUGUUCCCUUUAACAUCUUUUUUAGUGUCAAUAAGAGCUCGAACUUUCGGAAGCUUUUCGGUUCCGCUUUCUUCUGAAUAAAAAAUAAUUGUAGGGACCACUUAAGAAGAAAAUAUUUGAAAAUUGCCGCGAGAAAUUGCUUUUGCGCUCUGCAGAUCAUUAUGAAUACCCCUUAUAAAAGAUUUAAUACUAUUUCCUGAUUUGAAACUCAAUUUUCAGCUCAUUACUACUUUUCCGACAGAAGCGCUUUCGACUUGAUGAUGGCCGCUUUUUACGGCUUGAAACAGCCGCUGGAUGAGAAAGGGGAGCCUAGGUACUUUUUCCAAAGUUUUUGUUCAAUAUUUAUUGAUUUUAUCGAUUUUCUCCAAUCAAAAAAAAACUCCACAAUUUCCAGCACCAAAGAUAUCUUGAUCGACUGUAAAUUCCCCCUUCACGCCGUCCUGAUAGCCUGCCAGACGGCAUUUCAAAUGUCGCAAGCUUUCGAAAAAGCUCGGAACUUUGCGAUGAAGGACCGCUUUUUAGAGUUAUCAAAGUGAGUCCUAAAAAUAAAAUAAAAAAUUAAAGAUUAAUUGUGAUUUUUUCAUGAAUAUUGGAGUAAAUCUAGUGCAUUUUUUUUUAAACCUAAAAAUUUGAAACUUAUUUGCCGCAAGAAGAAUGGCUUGGAGCGUCGCGGUCGCGGAAAGAUGCGCCCGACUCUAAAACGACUUGGAAGUUUUAGCCAAAACUGAACCAGAAAAAACCGCAGCGCGGCCGCGACGCGUUGAGUCAUCCUGCAUGCGAUCAGAGGAUGGCAAACACUCGCGAGUAGAUUGUAAAAAAGUGAUGAUUCCAAUCUUGAAGUUGACAAGAACAACUUUAAACUUGAGUAGAUCGAAUUUCUGGCUUGGAACUGUCUGAAACCCUCCCUAAGACCCUAUAGUGACUACUUCGAUUUUAUUUAAUCUUUUAUCAAAUUUUAUAUGGUUCGACGAGCGUGCCUUUGAAAUUUUGGAUGCGAUCUACGAAGUCGACCCUGAAGACGCUUCUAUGGCCUUGGAAAUCGAUUACCGAGUUGUUCAGAGAAUUUUUUCCUAUUUUAUGCCUUGUUUUUCAGCAUUAUCUUUAUUUGGAGGCAAAAAAAAAUGUGUCACUAGACGAAACUGAGAAGUUAUUGGAGAAAAAUAUGAAGCGUAAAUGCGGUAAGAGAUUGAGAGAAGUGCGACCGACCUUGAAACGGCUUGCGCAAUGCUUGAAAAAAAAAUUACCUGAAGACCGCGACGCUUUGAGCCAUUCCGAGUGCGAAGAACAAUGCUUCAAAAACGCUGGCCGUAUAUAAAUUGGCGCGAAGCGUUGUUGUCGCGCCCACCCUUGAAAAUUUCAACUUCGCGUAAGUCGUUUCGUGGUCGGGCGAAGCUCCGAACCGUUCCGAUCUUACUAUUUUUCAAGGUUGGCAAAACUACGUUUGGAGACGUGACGCCCAGCCAAUGGAGCUGUUUGCGAUCGCUCAUUUGGCGGAAGCUACGGUUUUGAGCUCUGAAGAUCACUUGAUUUUUUGAUUUUUUUUUUGUAGAAAUUCCUAUCGCAUCCGGCAUGCUUCGUUUUGAUGAAAAAACGGUGGAUGGGCAAUCCAGAGGGUCGAUAUGUGAAUUCAUUAUGUUUUGAAAGAAGUUUAUUUGAAAAAUUUGAAGGCUAUGAGAAGGAAGACGGCUCUGAACUUUUUGAAUCUGAGAAGAGAUCACUUGGAAGAGAAUGGGAGUUUUUGGAUGUGUCAAGGAUUUUUAUGGAAAUCGGAAAAUACGAACGGGAAAAUAUACUAUUCAGAAGUUUUUGAAAAUAAAAAUAAUAAAAUGAAAAUGCGCUCCAUGAAUUAUUUAUCUGAUUGGCUGGACACGCCACCUUUUUCUAUGACUUCUUUCAGCUAACACUAAGAAACCAAAAAAACUAGAAAGUUCACAUUUUUCAAACUUUCGAAGUAGGUUCCAGGCUUUUCAUUUACUAGCUUAAUUGAAAACUCAUGAUCGCAUUUGGAAUGGCUCAACGUGUAGCGGCUGCAAAGCGGUUGCGCCCGACUCAAAGCGACUUGAAUCAGCAUAGAAAAGCAUUAUGUUUUGAAUGACGUCUUUGAGCCAUUCCAAAUGCGACUAGAGAGUUUGAAUUUGCAUGGAAUGUGCACAAUUUUUUACAGGCCUUAAAAAAGUUUUCGAAAUUCAUAAAGUCGAUUUUCUUCUACUAUUUCCGCACGACCAACUCGAAGCACGUCUGGCACAUGGUUUCAAUUUUUUUUUUCAAAGUCAACCAUUAUUUCUCAGAUUUUCGCCUUUUUAUACAUCGUUGCGCAUGCUCUGAUUUUGCUGCCAAAUGUAUUGAAUUACGAAAAUUUGAAAGAUUGGAAUUGGGCUAAGUUCUCGCUUGGAAUCCUAGUUUAUGCCUUUGCCGUUCAACUUUGUCAGAUUCUUUACGUCAUCACUUUUUUCUUGGAUAGGGUGAGUGAAAAAAAAACAGCAUUUGAAAUGGCUCAAAGCGUCGCGGUCGCGUUGAGGUUGGACGAAGAGCUUUUUAUCUAAAAGUCCCCUUUGAUGCUUUCUAAUGACGUCACGCGAAUGUCGUCCGAAGUCAUGCGAAAUCGCUUUGCAACCGCUGCGCGUUGAGUCAUUUCAAGUGCGACCAUCUUUGUUUUGUAGUUACAAAAUACUUUUUUGCAGUUGAACUUUGGUCAAGUAUAUUCUUCGAAAGAAUUUCCUGGGGAAAAAAAUUAUGGGAACGUAUGUUUUUUUUUUUCCAUUUCAAAAUAACUGAGUCGCUGAGAAUCGCACAAAGUAAAACAAGCUUCAAAUUUUUAUCCAAACUGAAUAUCAAUAGAGCGUGUAUUUGCCGAAGUGAGAAGCUAUUUUCUAGUUGGAAGUCUCGAAAUGAGACUUCGAGUGAAGAUUUUACAUGAAUUAAUGAAACAAAUAAUAUAGUCUGUUCAGAUAUUGAAUGUCAAGUCAUUGCUCAAACUCCGUCCUUUAUGCGUAGAUCAAACCAUUCAGAUAUCGAGCCAUUCACAGAGCAUUUUUGGGGGCGGAGUUUGUUGCUUGACAUUCAAAAACGAACAGACUAUAAUAGUUGGUUAGAAAAGCAUUUUCAGACAAGUUUGUUUCUUUGAUUUUUCAGGCUACGAAAGAAUACACUAAGAACAACAAUUUUUUCCGUCUUUUUCUAAACGCACUAUCGAUCGCUUCACUCAUGUACCUGCCUACUUCUCUUUCAUCUGGAAUCGAAAGCGAGGAAGAAUAUGCUCACAAGGAAACAAGUAGAAUCAGGAUUCUUUCUGAGGAGAAGGCUUCUUCAAGCUUUCAGAAGCCGCGAUGAGAUUGUAUUUUUUCGCGACGGUUUUUUGCGAAUGUAUCCUUCAGCUCUCAUUUGUGGUGGAAACGCUCUCUUUUUUGAGUUAUUUCGACGUUUUUCGAUUUUUCGGCUUCUUCACAGUCAUCAUGCAGAGAAUGGUUGGAAAAAACAGUUUUUUUUUUCAAACUUGAAAAUUUUUUCUCAGUUUGUCAUUUUCGGCAAGUUUUUCCUUCUUUUCGUCAGUCUUUGGUCGAUUCUGGGGGUUCUCUACGUUAGCAAUACGAGUGAAUUUUUGAAAAAAAAGUUAUGAGAAAAUGAAGAAAAUCUUUAGGUUUCGCCAAGACCAACGACACUUUGAUGUUUCGAUUUUUCCAAGCUGGAGCCUUUGAAAUUUUCGGUGAAGCCAAGGAGGGCGAUAUUUCUGGUCGGAGUUGUUUAUUUAUUUAUUUAUUUCACUCAAACAAGAAAGUACGGAGUACUUGAAAGGAAGAAUUUGAGUGAUGGGGAGCCCGAUAUAAAAACGCCCUAGCGAGCGAUUUACCGGGAUGGGAGACACGUAUUGAAUAUUGAGAACAAACAUUUCAGAUUUUAAGAGAAGACUGUUGGGCUCACUUUUUAUUUAUGGGAUAAGCCACUGAAGCAACGUUUUGAAGCCUGAUAAAGUUUCUAAAUAUAAUAAGCAUAAUGGAAAUUGGACCAGAGGCACUGGGAAUUUAUUGAAGCAUUUUUAAUAGCGCAUUUCAACAAAAUUGGGCGUUUUCUAUAAUUUUGAGAUGUCCUUUCUCGAAAACGAGGUUGAGGUUUUUAGGAACCUUAUUGGGUACCUUAAAGAAUGUCCUGGCUAGUUUUUUCAUUCACAGGCGCAAUGUAGAAUGACCAUCCUUCUGACGUCCAAAGUUGAUUUUCUUCCUUUUUUACGAGAUUUUUGUGAGUCGACCCCUUCUCCCAGACCUAUUGAGUUUUCCCUUGUACAGUUGAUUUAACGGAUUAAGGAAGCACUUCCGGCUGCGAUCCGGUAUAUCUCCGUGACAUGAGCACGAUGCGGCUCGAGCAAAUCCGUUGCUUCAUUCGGAGCACGUUGAUCCCAGUCAUAAUGUUCAGCUACAUGUUCGUGGCGAGCAUCUUCCUCAUGAACCUCUUCACCGCUCAGUUGACGUAAAAUGAUUGUUCCGUGAGCAAGACAAUCAAAAUGAUUAUUUUCAAGGAAAGAAUACGAGGAAGCCUGCGAGGAGACCUGCUUCAACUACAAGUACUACGGGCAGUUGGCCAAGUGAUGAUUUCAUUUUUUAGAUCUGCGAAAAUUCCUCCUAACAUUUUUUUCUUGAACUUAAUUAGAGUACUCUGAUUAAAACAUAAAGGACCUGUUGCCCAUUUUCAUGCAGCAUUUACCACUAGAUUGAAUUUUGAAAAAUUUCGCGUCGAGAUACAUUUCGGUUCGGUGCAUGUGUGCCUUAAACUUCGAACAAAAAAACCUUCUCUGAUACUCAUUUUUACAUUAUUUCAUUCAUCAAUUUUUUUUUCACACGCAGAAUGUUCAAAAACGACGCAUAGUCUUUUCCUUGCUGCAGCGCGAAAGCCGUUUUUGGUCGGACGCAAUUGACGUUCAUGAAUCAAUGUUAAACGCUUCAAGUUGAGGGUAGAUGGAUUCUAAGCUAAAAGCUAUCAUGAAUUUAUCUAUGUCUCUUUUUAAAAAUCAGCAUCAAAUGUAAAAUUAUUGUUUUUGAACUUUUCAGGGAACUGAUUUCUGUCUGAGUACCCUCACGAUAGUUUUUUGAAUUAAUUGGAUUUUUUUUUAGAUAUGAAAGUAAACUGCGACUACCGCCACCGUUUUCUUUGUUCUAUUAUUUUGCCCGAUUCACUGGACAACUCUAUUUGGUCCGCUUUUUUGAAGGUUUCGAUUUUUUGUCACGAAAAAAGUAAGCGAAAGACAAGAGAGGCCUGAAGAGGCGCCAGACAACUUGAGAAGUCUCUCUUUCUCUGGUGUCUCUUCAGUCUCCGCAUCUCUCGUUUUUGAAUCUGAAACCGCGAGUGUGAGCGAUAGAUAAGCAGCGGCUUCAAGAGAUGCUAGAGAAGUGAAGAAGUUCUUUUCUCUGGCCUCUCUCUAGUUUCCAUGAUCCAUAGUUUUUGUUCAUUAUGAUUGAGUUCAAGCGAUAGAGCAGCAAAGGCAUGAAGAGACGAGAGAGAAGUGAAGGAAAUAUUCUUCUCUGGCGUCUCUUCUGGUGUCUAUGAUCCAUCGCUUUUGUUUUUCUAACUUCAACUUUAAAAAAUUAGCAAAUUAAGGUCAUCCGUGGGGCAGCCUCAAUCAAGUGCUCAAAAAUCACGAUAAAGAGGAUGAGAGGAUACUCAAAAGAAUCAGAAAAUUGGUCUCGAUGAGGACCGAUAUUGUGAAAGACUCUCCAGUUGGCGGUGAUUGAAGUUUAAAAAAAAAUAAGAAAAAGGAAAUUUUGCAGCUGGAAAGUCUUCCUGCGGACGGCGACCUCAACUCUGUAAACCGGAUCAAAAUGGUUUUUUUGGGCUUCAUUUAUAAAAAUUUAUGAAUCUUUUAUGUUUUUCGGGAGCCUAGUGUAAAUUAAGAGGCGCCAGACGUUAGGAGAAACCUUUCUUUCUCUGGUUUCUCCUCAGUCCCUGUGCAUCUCCAGCUUCGGAAAGGCGAUAGCUCAGCUGCGGCUUGAAGAGACGCCAGAGAAUAACAGAAAUUGUUUUCUGCAGUAUAGUAGUGAUAAGUGAAACAAAGAAAUACCAAUGAGAAAAAGAAAAUGUUCUGAUCCACUUUAUUUCUACAUUCUUUGAGAUAAUAUCGAAAAACAAAAAAUAAAAAACUUUAGGUCCGACGAGUAGUUGAAGAAUCUAUAUACGAAUAUGAGAAUGAAAUUCUCUCCCCGGCUCAGAAAUCCCUAGAGCGGUCACUUCAAACCAUGGUUUGUAGUCGAAUAGCUAGUGGAAUGGCUCAAGGCGUGCUAAACAACAACUAAAUAACAAACCGCGACGCUUUGAGCCAUUCCACGUGCGACCAAGGUUUUGUAAUCUUCAACUUUAAGGUGAAUGAAGCGCCGACGUCGAGUAGCAGUGAAAAACACAAGGAAUCUUACAAAAACGUGAGAAAUUUCCCAAAAUUCCAAAGUGAAAAAAACUUGAAUUUUUAGUUUGCUCUAGUGGUCGAGAAGGCGAUUGAUGACUGGCGUUUAGCAACAAAAUGA
Messenger RNA from Caenorhabditis auriculariae, 8040 nucleotides. The record is from the annotation of a GenBank genome assembly. NCBI's taxonomy places the organism in Eukaryota, Metazoa, Nematoda, Chromadorea, Rhabditida, Rhabditidae.